Adineta ricciae is the source of this 1401-nucleotide messenger RNA. NCBI's taxonomy places the organism in Eukaryota, Metazoa, Rotifera, Eurotatoria, Adinetida, Adinetidae. The record is from the annotation of a GenBank genome assembly.
AUGACUGAUGCGUUUCUGAAUAAUCGAACAUUGACGAUAGAAAAUUUGAACCCACGUGUGAUUGAAGUAGAAUAUGCUGUUCGAGGUCCGAUCGUGAUUCGUGCUGCUGAAAUUGAAAGGCAACUUAAAAAGGGAAAUCACAAUUUCCCGUUUGAUCGUGUCAUUCGUGCAAACAUCGGCGAUUGUCAUGCCAGUGGAAAUCAACAUCCGAUUACAUACAUUCGUCAACUUGUCGCUGGUUGUACAUGUCCAUCAAUUAUGGAAUCACCGGAUUUUCCAUCGGAUAUUAAACAACGUGCUCAGCGAUUGUUAUCCGCUUGUGGUGGAGAAAGUUUAGGAGCAUACACAGAAAGUCAAGGUUUAAUUACCAUCCGCGAAGAUAUUGCCAAGUAUAUUGAAGAACGAGAUGGCUAUCCAGCUAAUCCAAGUGAUAUCUAUCUCUGUAAUGGCGCUUCUGAUGGAAUCAAAACAGUAAUCAAAUUGUUAAUGAAUACCGAUCAAAAGAAACCAUCGGGAAUCAUGAUACCUGUUCCACAAUACCCGUUGUAUAGUGCAACAUUGUCGGAAUAUGGUGCCUAUCAGAUUGAAUAUUAUCUUGAUGAAGAAAACAAUUGGGCAUUGAAUAUUGAUGAAUUAGAACGUGCAUUAAAUGAAUCAAAGGAUCGAUGUGUACCACGUGGUAUCGUUAUAAUUAAUCCUGGAAACCCAACAGGUCAAGUUCUUUCACGAGAAAAUAUCGAAAAUAUCAUUCGGUUCGCGGAAAAGCACAGUUUAUUUAUAUUGGCCGAUGAAGUCUAUCAAGAAAACAUUUAUUUGCCCGAUUCGAAAUUUCAUUCGUUUAAAAAAGUUUUGAUGGAUUUAGGAUCACCAUACAAUCAUAUGGAAAUGGCUUCGUUUCAUUCAGCAUCCAAAGGUUGGCAUGGCGAAUGUGGUUCUCGUGGUGCUUACUAUGAACUGAUUAAUAUCGAUAAAGAUGUUCGAAUGCAAGUUAAUAAAUUGAUAUCCGCAUGUUUAUGUUCAUCAUCUUGGGGUCAAGCUGUGAUGGGUGCAAUAAUUAAUCCUCCAAAGGAAGAAAAGGCAAAUCUUGUCAGUGAACUCUUCAAUUCAAUCGAAGGUUUUCAAUGCAAUACUGUCAUGGGUGCUAUGUAUGCUUUUCCACGUGUUGAUCUACCUCAACGUGCAAUCGAACAUGCUAAAUCAAAAAAGAUGGCACCCGAUGCAUUUUAUUGUUUUGAAUUGUUAGAAAAGACUGGUAUUUGUGUGGUACCUGGUAGUGGAUUUAAACAAAGACCUGGUACACAUCAUUUGCGCACAACAAUUCUUCCACCGAUUAAUCAAAUGAAAGACAUGGUCGAACGAUUUCGAGCAUUUCAUACAGCGUUUUUAAAUGAAUGGAAAUAG